ACCGCAAACCUACCAAAAAAGGAGGAAAAAAAAGGCAGCUCUUUUUCCUUCCUCCUCUGCCUCUCCUCUCCGCGCGUCUCGCCGCCGCCGGCCACAACCCCCCAAACCCUACCCCUACCACCGCCGCCAUGGCCGACCCGCGGCUGUUCUCGUCGGGAUCCGACCCCUCCGGCGACCGCUACGGCGCCUCCUCCGCCCCAAGCCGCCGGAAGUACAACCCCUACCAGGACCUCAACACCCCCUACAGCUACCAGACCCUCUACGACCUUCCCACCUCGCCGGAGUUCCUCUUCCAGGAGGAGUCCGCGGCGCAGCGCCGCUCCUGGGGCGAGAACCUCACCUACUACACGGGCGUGGGCUACCUCUCCGGCGCCGUCGGCGGCGCCGCCCUCGGCCUGCGCGACGCCGCCGCCGGCGCGGAGCCCGGGGAGACCGCCAAGAUCCGCGCCAACCGCGUCCUCAACUCCUGCGGCAGCUCCGGCCGCCGCGCCGGCAACAGGCUGGGUGUCAUCGGGCUGAUGUACGCCGGGAUGGAGAGCGCCCUGGUCGCCGCCCGCGACCGCGACGACUGGAUCAACAGCGUCGCCGCGGGGCUCGGCACCGGGGCGCUCUUCCGCGCCGCCAACGGCCCGCGGUCCGCCGCCGUCGCUGGCGCCAUCGGCGGGGUCCUCGCCGGCGCCGCCAUGGCCGGCAAGCAGCUCGCCAAGCGAUACGUGCCUGCCAUAUGAAAGCCUCGCCGCGGUUUCUCUUGUUCACUCGGAUCAAAGGAUCGAAUCAAUCCGUCGAAAAAAAAAAUCUCUCUUUGUUUGUUACGAGUUGUCUGUAUGAUUUGAAUGGGAAAUUUUGAUCAGUCUUGCGAUGUAUUAGUAACAUCAUGUUUAAUGUAUGAUUGCAUACAUGUUGCUG
Oryza brachyantha (malo sina) is the source of this 906-nucleotide messenger RNA. Its product is annotated as mitochondrial import inner membrane translocase subunit TIM23-2-like. The record is from RefSeq and is a predicted model, not a curated record. Gene Ontology annotation, cellular component: TIM23 mitochondrial import inner membrane translocase complex; mitochondrial inner membrane. Gene Ontology annotation, molecular function: transmembrane protein transporter activity. Bases 129 to 728 code for a protein of 199 amino acids. The transcript has a single exon. NCBI's taxonomy places the organism in Eukaryota, Viridiplantae, Streptophyta, Magnoliopsida, Poales, Poaceae. Gene Ontology annotation, biological process: protein import into mitochondrial matrix.